Messenger RNA from Triticum turgidum subsp. durum (durum wheat), 426 nucleotides. NCBI's taxonomy places the organism in Eukaryota, Viridiplantae, Streptophyta, Magnoliopsida, Poales, Poaceae. The record is from the annotation of a GenBank genome assembly.
AUGGACAGGACAGCAAAUGUGGUAUUGGAUAUCGAGGGUCUGCCUCAACAACCUGAUAAAUGCUGCACUGGAAGUCCAAAGAUGACUAGAGCCCUGUCACGUAAGGGUCCAAACCGUGUGGAGAGGAGGGGCGGUGAAGAGCAGGAGCCAGAUGACUUGGGGAAAAAAGUUAUCAUUAAAGUUGUGCCAUCUCAGUUGGAGCAGAUCAAGUUGCCGCUAGUGCACAACAAAACUUUGGUCACUGCACAUUGCACUGCCACCGCACCUGUUCUGACUGACUCGGUUGAAGGAAGGACCAAGAGAUUUAAUCGACUCACGGCGUUUCAUCCGCGGAGAAUUCUUCUCUUCUUUGCAACUUUGUCAAGCGUCGGGACGAUGGUACUGAUAUACUUCACACUCGGCAUCAGCGGCAAGGUGGAAGCCUAG